This is a messenger RNA of Seriola dumerili (greater amberjack), 588 nucleotides long. RefSeq names its product gamma-crystallin M2-like. The record is from RefSeq and is a predicted model, not a curated record. Gene Ontology annotation, molecular function: structural constituent of eye lens. The coding region runs from base 34 to 588 and encodes 184 amino acids. Gene Ontology annotation, biological process: visual perception; lens development in camera-type eye. NCBI's taxonomy places the organism in Eukaryota, Metazoa, Chordata, Actinopteri, Carangiformes, Carangidae. The transcript has 3 exons.
AGCAGCAGCAGCACCCGUCCACUGACCAACAAAAUGACUUCCACUGGCAUGAACAUGAUGAGCAGGAUCAUCUUCUACGAGGACAGGAACUUCCAGGGCCGUUCCUAUGAGUGCAUGAGCGACUGCCCCGACAUGUCCUCCUACCUGAGCAGGUGUCAGUCCUGCAGGGUGGAGAGAGGCUGUUUCAUGGUGUACGACCGCACUAACUACAUGGGCAACCAGUACUUCCUGAGGAGGGGCGAGUACACUGACUACAUGAGCAUGAUGGGCAUGAGCGACUGCGUUAGGUCCUGCCGUAUGAUCCCCAUGCACAGGGGAUCCUUCAGGAUGAAGAUCUACGAGAAGGAGAACUUCGGAGGUCAGAUGUCUGAGCUGAUGGACGACUGUGAGAACAUCAUGGACCGUUACCGCAUGUCCAACUGCAUGUCCUGCAACGUGAUGGAGGGCCACUGGCUGAUGUACGAGCAGCCCCAGUACAGAGGCAGGAUGAUGUACAUGAGGCCUGGCGAGUACAGGAACUUCAUGAACAUGGGCCAGAGUGGAGUGAGGUUCAUGAGCAUGAGGCGCAUCACCGACUCCUGCUAUUAG